Olea europaea var. sylvestris is the source of this 1281-nucleotide messenger RNA. RefSeq names its product zinc finger MYM-type protein 1-like. The record is from RefSeq and is a predicted model, not a curated record. Bases 1 to 1281 code for a protein of 426 amino acids. NCBI's taxonomy places the organism in Eukaryota, Viridiplantae, Streptophyta, Magnoliopsida, Lamiales, Oleaceae. The transcript is spliced from 3 exons.
AUGAAAGAUAUUGGUGAUGGGUUGUUUUCUAUUUUUCUUGAUGAAUUCCGUGAUGUUUCAAUGAAGGAGCAGAUGUCAAUUGUUUUACGUUAUGUGAAUAAGAAAGGACAAGUAAUGGAACGUUUUAUCGGUGUUGAACGUGUGUCUAGUACUACAGCUCUCUCACUUAAGGAUGUCAUUGAACACUUAUUCUCUAGAUUUAACUUAAGUAUAUCUAGUUUAAGAGGUCAAGGCUACGAUGGGACAAGUAAUAUGCGAGGUGAAUAUAAUGGUCUUAAAGCACUUAUUUUGAAAGAGAAUCCGAGUGCUUUCUAUAUUCAUUGUUUUGCUCAUCAGCGGCAACUAGUUCUUGUAGCUGUGGCAAACAAACAUGCAGAGAUUGAAACCUUCUUUACUUUAGUGAAUAAAGUGGUGAAUGUUAUUGGAGGAUCGACUAAGCGGUGUGAUCUUCUUCGAGAGAAGAAGAGGCUUGAAGUUGUUGAAUCAUUGAAUCUGGGUGAAAUCUCAAGUGGAAAGGGACUUAAUCAAGAAACUAAUCUUAAGCGACCCGGCGAUACUCGUUGGGGCUCUCACUAUAGUUCUUUUUUUAGCUUGAUUCUCAUGUUUUCUGCUACAGUUGAUGUCAUUGAGAUGAUUGCCACUGAAGAAACUAGUUUUGGACAGAUAGGUGAAGCUCGUAUUCUGUUGGAAUCUAUGUUGACAUUUGAUUUUGUAUUCAGUUUGCAUCUCAUGAAAAAAGUAUUAAGUAUUUCAGAUGAGUUGUCAAAAUCAUUACAAAGAAGAGAUCAAGACAUUGUUAAUGCUAUGAAAUUGGUGAAAAUAUGUUGCUCAUGGCGUAACACUCAAGGAAUAACAAAUCUACAUCAUUUUCGUGCAGAUUUCUUCUAUGCUAUCAUCGAUAUGCAAAUUCAAGAGUUGAAUGAUCGUUUCUCUGAGGUAAAUAGUGACUUACUCUUUUGUAUUGCACGCUUAUGUCCGGAAAAUUCAUUUUUUGCUUUCAACAAGGACAAGUUACUUCAAUUGUGCGAAAAAGUUGGUAUUGACAAAAGAGAAAAAGAAAAAAAAGAGGUAUACUCAUUGGUUUACAGGCUUGUAACAUUGACGUUAAUUCUUCUAGUUGCUACUGCUAUAGUAGAGAGAGUAUUUUUUGCAAUAAAGAUUGUGAAGAAUCGACUACGUAAUCAGAUGGGAGACCAAUGGCUAUGUGACAGUUUAGUUCCAUAUAUUGAGAAUGAUGUAUUUGCCAAUAUUAAUAAAUUAGACGAUAUUUUCAGAGUAUGA